AUGAUUCUAACCCCUGACGCCAGCUCAUCGGAAACGCCGAGGAAGACGAGCGACGACUUUUUGCGAAAACAUUUAUCAGAUUUAAUCGAAGCCGAAGAAGACGAAGUAUCUAGCAGCCUCCCCGAUCGGCAGCGCACCUAUAGAAAAGCAUCUACCGCUAGCAGCACGCUCAGCGGCACUUCGAUGGACGCUCUGUGGGAGAAGCACGCGCGUCGCCUCAGCGAGGCUGGUCUAAGGAGGUCCUCAGACCACAGUGUAAUACUAACAGAGGAUACUGACAGCUUUAUAAUCGGUGAGCGCGUUUGGGUAGGCGGUACAAAGCCUGGUCAGAUUGCAUACAUAGGCGAAACACAAUUUGCUCCUGGUGACUGGGCGGGCAUCGUACUUGAUGACCCGAUAGGAAAAAACGAUGGGUCAGUUGCCGGGGUACGUUACUUUCAAUGCCCAGAAAAACGAGGUGUUUUUUCACGUUUGACGCGUUUGACGCGAGCACCUCUAGCGACUCAUGGCCCUCAUGACGCUUCGCCUAUCUCCGAUGCCGGCAGUGUCUUCGAACGACCGCCUUCUGGCUCCGCUAGACCCAGGCGUACGCUUUCUCCUAACGGAAGCGUGCGUAGCAUCGUCAGCAGUAAAAUGAAUGCUUCGAUUUCGACAACGACAAAUGUAGAACUCCGCCUGGGUGACCGCGUAAUAGUAUCAAGCAGUAGAGGCAGUAAAGCUGGUACUUUGCGUUAUGUAGGUGCAACUGAUUUCGCGUCCGGCGUAUGGGCCGGUGUUGAACUCGAUGAUCCUCUUGGAAAAAACGAUGGCUCCGUUGAAGGCAAGAGGUACUUCGAGUGCGCACCGCGCUUCGGCCUAUUCGCGCCGAUCUCUAAGGUGACGAAGUCCCCGUCGAACAGGAAGCCAGGCGCUUGCGCGAUCCACAGCAACGGUCGGGCGACGCCAGUUCGACGUUCCAACUCGCGGGAGUCUCUCACUUCGUUGGGCACGUCGAUUGCGUCUUCACGCGUGGGGGUGAGGCUGGGCGUCACGCCACUCGGCGCUCAGCGAGGCGGUCCGCGAGCCUCAUCCACGCCCGUCAGCGCCAAGAACGCGUUACAGGAGCUAUUACGAGAGAAGCAACAUCAUCUAGAACGGUUGAUGCGUGAAAGAGAAUUGGAGCGUGCCGAGGUUGCUAAAGUGUCCCUUCAGGCAGAAAGAGCGGAGACCGCAUUGGAACAGAUUAAAAAGGAAGCUACACAGGCAAAUACUGAGAAUGCGAAACUCAAGGCCGAGUUGGACAAGCUUAACAAGAUGCUGGAGGACGAAAGGCAGAAGGUGGAGGACCUUAUGUUUCGAACCGAAGAAGAGAAUAUUAAUCGAGAAGACUAUAACAGAUAUAAAGAAGCCAUGGAGCAAGAGAAAGCGGCUAGGGAGAAACACAUUCGAGAACUUGAAGCAGAAGUUGCUCUACAAGCGGCAAGGGCUGAAACAACAGCGGCGGCGUUGAAAGCGCUUGAGGAUCAACGAAGUGCUGAAGUAGCCGCAAUGGCCGAACAAUAUAAAGAAGAACUAUCUGCAGCCCAUACCUUAUCUUCAGAGCUGCAAAAAUUGUUGGAUGAAGCGUACGCUCUUCUCAAAGAAAAGGAAAGUGAAAAGGAUUCCCUGGGUAAGAGCUUGUCCGAAGAGCUAACACGGGUCAAAGCAGAAUCAGAAAAAGCAUUAAACGAAGCGAAAACCAAAAUUGCAAUAUCUCAAACUGAAUUUGAAACUCAGGUCUCAGUAUUAACUGCUAAAUUGCAACUGGCAGAAUCGAAACUUGAUGCAGAAAAACAAAACGUCGAGAGACUUAAUAAAGAAAAUAGCCAAACUGUUAUUGAUCUAAAUACUAAGAUAACUCAACUGCAAGCCGUUCUUGAUGAUAAAACAUUAGAAUUAAAUAAAGUUCUGGGAGCAAGCAAGGAGCAUGAAGUAAGCUUGAAUAAAGAAAUAACAAAAUUAAAAAUGGAACUAAGUUCAAAAAUAUUAGAUAUUGAAGAAUUAGAAGAUUUAAAGAAAAAACAAGAAACAUUGUGCAAGAGUUUACAAGAAGAAGUUGGACGUGCCAAGGAAGAGCUUGCAGUUAAAGUUAAUGAAUACGAAAGUUUCUUAAAUGAGUUGUCUCAACAAAAUGAACAAUACAAAAGUGAAAUUUUAAAAUUACAGCAAGGUUUACAAUCAAAGACAAAAGAAUAUGAGAGGUUGCUUACCGAAUCUGCUGAAACAUCUAGUUCCAAUGAAAAACUCAUUAAUGAAUACAAGCAAACGCUUCAUGAAAGGGAUAAGGAAAUAAUAAAACUUAAAGAUGAUUUCGAACAAGCUACGGCCAAUUUUAAUAUCAAGCAUAGUAAAAUUGCAGAAGAGCAUAGAAAGGAAAUUGAUGACCGUAAUGCAAAAAUAGAACAGCUCCUAAAAGAAAUUGACGUUCAUAAACUAGCUUUGGAACAAAGUAAAGUGGAAUUAGACACCCUUAAUUCACAAUUUUCAGUCAAUAUGGAUGAAAUAAAGACACUGAAACUAGAAAACGAACGAUUAAAACAGUCAGUUGACGAAUUAACACAAAGUAAUAAUGAACUAAAAGAAAAAAUGUCAGCUAUGGAAUUAGAAAUUGGAGAAUUGAAACGGCAGUUAAGUAGCACUUUAGAAAAAUGUGAAGAAUUACAAAAAUCUAAAGAAAAAGUAGAAAAUGAAUAUAUGAAUCUUACAGGACAAGCAACCGAUUCCAAUGAACAGUUCAAUAAAUUAUCACAACACUUAAAAGAUACUGAGAAAGAGCUUCAAGAAUUAAGAGAUAAGCAUAGAGAAAUCAGUAAUAAUCAUGGACGUGUCGAGCAAGAAUUAAAACAGAAAAUAUUUAAAUUGCAAGAAGAAUUCUCAGUAGAACGUGGCCAGUUAUUAGAUUCUAUAAACGAAAGUAUUGAAAAACAAAAAUCAGAAGAAAAUAAAAUAAAAGAAUUCGAAAUGCAUGCAAUUCAACUUAAUAAUCGUACAAGAGAAUUAGAAAACCAAAACGAUUCACUAUUAGAUGAAAAUUCUAUUCUUAAAAGAGAAAUAGAGAAUCUUAAGGUAAAAGAACAAGAAUUAAGUAUUGAGUAUGAAUCUAUACGUAAAAAAUUGGAAGUAGAAAUCGAUAGAUACAAGGAAGAGGUAUCGAUGUUGAAAGCUGAAGGUGCAACGUCUGAAGUUAAACUCAUGGAAAAGGUUGAUCAAUUAACUGAAGCACAAAAUGAUUUGAAUAAUAAACUAGAAGAAGCAAGAAAACAUGAAGAUGCUCUACAAAAAAUAUUGGAAGAUAUGACAGGACAGAUGAAAAACCAAACAAUUCAGCACGAAAAAGAGAUAUCUCAUGUUCAAGUUCAGUUGGUUACAAUUACUGAAGAAUUGAGCAAAUACAAAACAGAAGAACAAAGAUUAAAGGAACUUCUUGAAGAAAAGCAAAAUAUUGUAAAAGAUUUAACAUUGAAGUUAGAAAUGAUAGAAAUCGAUGUUAAGUCACACAUAGAAUUGGUUGCUGAAAAAGACCGACAGUUAGCGCAAGUAAAUGAAGAGUUAAAUAAAGUUACGGAUAGUAAAAAAAAGUUAGAGGAACAAUAUAACAAUAUUACCGCUGAAGCAUUAGCAAUAAAACAAAAAUAUGAAAAUUUGUUAAGCAAUGCAUCUGCUGAAGAGUCCAUGUUAAAAGAUCAGAUGGAUCAAAUGGAGACACUAAGGAAAGAAAUGAUUACAAUUCGUAAUGAAAAAACAGCUUUAGAAUCUAAAUACAAUGAUGCCUCAAAUGAGCUUAGUGAAUUAAAAACUAAGUCUGAAGAGGUAGCAACGAAAUUAAAAGAAAAUGUUGACAUAACAACAAACUUAUCUAAAGAAGUAGAGAAAAAAGACGAUUUAAUUAGAUCUCACGUUGACCAACUUAAAGCCGACUCGGAGAAAAUUAAACAAUUAGAAGAAAAAAUUGCUCAACUAAGAGUGGAAGUAAUAAAUAAAGACAAGGUUUUAGAAGAAAAUGAAAAUCGACUUAUUGAACUAAAGGAUGCCUUAAAAUCAGGGUCUGAUGAAAAGAUGCAUGCUUUCAAUGUACUCCAGUCAGAAAAUGAACAAUUAAGGGUAGAACACAAAAAUGAAGUUGAAUCUCUUACAAAUGAAACAAAUUCCCUUAGGAAUCAAAUUUCAGAAAAAGAAAAACAACUAGAAAACCUUCAGAAAACUCAGGAAAAAGUUGCUGAAUUACAAGAAUUGUUAGCAAAAUCUGAUAGCGAUAUCAAACAAUUAACAAAUAUCAAUGAAGGGCAAAAAUUAAAUUACGAAGAUCUAAAUAAACAACUUCAAAUGCAAUUUGAUCAGUAUAGAAAGGAAAAUAAAAGCGUGCAACAUGAACUGAAGAAUAAAAUAAUCUGCUAUGAAAAACAAUUACAAGAAUCGAAAGACAAAUAUAAAGAAGAAUCUGAGAAACAACAUCAACUUCAAAGUAAACUUACGGACGCUGAAAAAAGAAUAUUAGACUUAUCAGAAAAAUUAGAAUUGUUAACCGUGCAACAACUUAGUGAUAUAAAUAAGGACGAUAAAUUACAAACGUUGACGAUUGAAUUACAAGCUGCAAGAAAAUCUUGUGCCGAAACUCUAGCUAAUAGCGAAUUGACAAUAAAUAAUCUGAAAGAAGAAGUUGAUAUUAAAAUUAGGGAUUUAAAGCUUAAAGACGAAAUGAUAACAAGGUUACAAGAAGAGUUAAAGAAUCACAAGGUCAAAGCGGAAGUAGCCGAGAGGGAAAAAAUUAUAUUGCAAAAAGAAAUAGCAUCAAUUGGUACCAGCGUACGUGAUAAAAAUGAUAAUAACGCUGUAGGUACUUUGGGACAAGGUGACAAUGCAUCCACAAGGAUACAAGAGGAAAAAGAAAUAGAAGGUCAAGUGAGUUUUUUGAAUUCUGUGAUAGUCGACAUGCAGCGUAAAAAUGAGCAACUAAUGGCAAGAGUUCAAGCACUCGAAGGUGGUACUAUCACAAGCGAACCUCCGCUUUUCAACGGUCGCAAAACGCGGGCGCCUCGGCUGUUCUGCGACAUCUGCGACAUGUUCGACGCGCACGACACCGAGGAGUGCCCGCGCCAGGCGGAUGCGCCCGCGCCCGCUGCCCGCACGCCGCCGCCGCCGCGCCCCUACUGCGACAUAUGCGAAGUGUUUGGUCACGCCACGGAGAACUGUGAUGAAGAAGAAACUUUUUAA
Molecule: messenger RNA, 5229 nt
Organism: Parnassius apollo (apollo)
Lineage: Eukaryota; Metazoa; Arthropoda; Insecta; Lepidoptera; Papilionidae
Source: the annotation of a GenBank genome assembly